GUCUUCUUAAUUGACUCUCACACAGUAGCGUAGGGGGUCACAGCAGCUGUUCUGGCAGUGGUGUGCACAGCAAAAGUGUGCGUGCGGUGAAUUCACCUUGCAGCCCAGAGUGGAUCUCGCUGAGCCCCAUUAAAAUGCUUUUUCAGUUUCUCCCAGCCUAUGUCGUGGCCCAGGUUGCAACAGGAGUUUGGAUCUCUCGGCUCCUGCACAGCAGAGGUUACUGAACCCGUUCCCGCAGGAAGAGCAGUGCUAGGAAACGUUGAGCCUGUUCUUGGCGGGGCCAACUGAAGUGGUUUGGGUUUUCUUCCUUGCUGUAAUUAAAUAAGAAAACAAGAAGCCUUAGUUUAAAUCUUUUUAAUCUUUCUCCAGAGAAGAAAUGCUGAUUAGCACUAUGCAGCAUCUGUUAGAGAUGGGCUGAAUUGCGGCAAAGGUAGUCUUGACCUUGAAUUUGGGAUUUUCAUGCCAGCGUUUUGAGGUUGCCAUUUACCUGUUGGAACAACGCUAUGGCUUCAUAUAAAUCUAAGUGAUUUUUGCUAGGUGAAAGGGAUUUGUUUCCUUGCUUACAGCAUUAUGGAAGCUCUUUAUUUGCCAGGUUGGGUAAGGCAUCAGCUUUAGUUAAUUUCUGAUGCCUUAUUUAUUUCUCUGUCCGGCACGUGUAAAAUAAUAUUUUUGGUACACAUAGCUUUCUGCCUUAAGCUUCCAUCAGAGAGCAGCUUGACACAAAUUAUACGAGGGGAUGGAUGUGGGAACAAAGGAGGUAUAAUUAGCUACAGAUAAACAGAACUGUGUUUCUCGUCAGCAUCCUUUCAGAUCUGAACUUGUGUCUCACCCUCUUGGAGCUAAUUCUUCUCAGACUGGAAGAGGAAGGCAAGCUUUCGCUGGUCUUCCAGCUUUCAGCCAGCCUUCAGCUUGAAGUGAGCUAAAUUGAAAUGAAAAAUAUGUUUAUGGUCUGUCUGCACCUGCAGAUGAGGCUGUGGCUGCUCUGAGAGCUGCUGUUAUUUCAGGAUAAUUCUCUUUUCUGGUUGCCUGAGCUGCGACGACUUCUUCUUUUUCUUGUUCCCCUCUGCCCUUUUGUGUCCUGUCUUUAGCACCGCGGCAGCGCAUGCGGCUUCUGCUCGAAUGGCCGUUUUGUUGGAGUAUGUCUGGCAACAGAGCUGAGCUGCGUUGUAGGUUGGCGUGACCUUACCUUUUAGAUCAGGACCAGAUGAGUAGAGGGAGGUUUCUGUGAAGAUCAGAGUCACCCCAGCCGUGCCCUGGGAAGCGGCCCAGCAGUGCUGCAUCUCCAGCUGUCAUCGCUACGGACCUGGAAAAGAAAGAAGAAGAGAAGAAAAAUGUCCCAUGCUUUAAAGCAAGUGUUCAAUAAAGACAAAACCUUCCGGCCCAAGCGCAAGUUUGAGCCAGGGACUCAGCGGUUCGAAUUGCACAAGAAGGCUCAAGCCUCGCUCAACGCUGGCUUGGACUUGAAAGUUGCUGUCCAGCUGCCGCCGGGAGAGGAGCAGAACGACUGGGUGGCCGUGCACGUGGUGGACUUCUUCAACCGCAUCAACCUGAUCUACGGCACCAUCAGUGACUAUUGCACGGAGCAGUCCUGCCCUGUCAUGUCAGGGGGACCCAAGUACGAGUAUCGAUGGCAGGAUGAGCACAAGUACCGCAAACCCACAGCCCUCUCUGCUCCCCAGUACAUGAACCUCCUGAUGGACUGGAUUGAGGUACAGAUCAACAACGAGGACAUCUUUCCCACUAAUGUUGGUACUCCCUUCCCCAAGAACUUCCUCCCAGUGGUGAAGAAGAUUCUCUCCCGGCUCUUCCGGGUCUUUGUCCAUGUCUACAUCCACCAUUUUGACCGGAUCACCCAGAUGGGGUCGGAAGCCCACGUGAACACCUGCUACAAGCACUUUUACUACUUUGUGAAAGAGUUUAAUCUCAUAGACACCAAGGAGCUGGAACCACUGAAGGAAAUGACCUCCCGGAUGUGCCACUGAGAUCAGACCCUCCUGCUCCCACCUCGGCAUCUCUUCCGAGGACUCCGAGUCCCACUCCUGUACUGGAGACGUGAUUCAGGGGAAGAACAGAGACGUUUUGUUAAAGAAAUCUAUAUAUUUUUAAUGAGUUUCAAGGUAAAACUGUGAUAUCGCAGGAAUAUUUUUUUAAAGAUGCUCUAGAUAAACUAGUUUUUUAUAGUAAUUUCUAUAAAAAAAAGAAAAUAUUUUGGGCCACUUGGUGGAAAUGCUUGCUCUUUGAGGAGGGAAAAGCCAUGUACCGCUUCUUCCCCGUGCCUUCACUGCAGCGGCACCGAGUGAGCCGAGCCAGAUGCUUCAGCUAGAGCCAUGUCGUGUAGCUGGUGCUGCCAUGGACGCGGUACUGCCCUCCAGGCACCCAUCUCCCACCCAGGAAGGGAGGUUACAUGGGGACUGGGGAAGAAAUGCUGGUGUACGUGGAUCCCCUGGGGUGCUGGUUGGUUCCAGCACCUCUUCCACUGGCUGUGAGUCCAGUUUUUGGACAGAGCUGCUUUUGUGCUCACCCUCCCUUGGCAUCCUGUCCCCAAAGCUUGGCCCUCCUUGUGUUCUCUCUGAAAGAAGCCGGACCUGGGUUCCUUUCAUGGCUAGGCCAGCACUGCCACUGCUAACGGAGUCUGCGGGAGCGCUGCUGUUGUGAAUCUGCUCACACCAGCCCCCAGCUGAGCUUCUCCCCACGCGCAGCCCCACUGCGGCUCUGGAUGCGCCAUCCCCACGGGGGACAGGGAUCUGCACCGGCAGCGUCAGGCCCAGCAGACCUGUGCUCGGUGGGAAUGACGCAGGGAAGGCACUGGGACACACGUGGGGAAGUCGUCUUCCCGAACACCUGCACUUCCCCAUCUCCUGGCGGUACGCUGGCCCUGCCGAGAAGGACCUGGGCUGCUUGCCCUCCCUGCCUCGCUUACUGGGGGCGUGUGGACCAUUUUCUGCUUCCCAUUAGGGUACAGAGCCUUCUCCCUCUUACCGAGCAGCACGUCCCCGCUCAGCUGCACACAUCUUGUAAUCAAAGUCUGGUGUGCAGCCAGAGCCCGCUGGCCCUGCCUGCUGCUUGCACAAGCAGCUCCACUGCGUGACGAGAGCGUUGCGGUGCCCCUGAGGUAGGUAGAUAGGUCUACCUAGGGUCUGGGGGGAGUGGGGGAGCAGGGCUGAUGGUAAGAGAAAAGGUUUCCAUGAACAGUGACCAAACUACCACUAACCACUUCUUCCUUACAGAGUUUUUCUGUGUCCUGGAAUCUCUGUACAUACGUGACUCUCAUUUCUUGUGCUAUCGUUAGGACACUCAUACAAAUACCACUAUAGUUCUCUGAAAUGGAACCAAUAAAUUAUGUUGUAUUUACACAGCA
Falco peregrinus (peregrine falcon) is the source of this 3358-nucleotide messenger RNA. RefSeq names its product MOB kinase activator 3A (gene MOB3A). Lineage: Eukaryota; Metazoa; Chordata; Aves; Falconiformes; Falconidae. The transcript has 4 exons. The coding region runs from base 1332 to 1982 and encodes 216 amino acids. Gene Ontology annotation, biological process: signal transduction; positive regulation of protein phosphorylation. The record is from RefSeq and is a predicted model, not a curated record. Gene Ontology annotation, molecular function: protein kinase activator activity. Gene Ontology annotation, cellular component: nucleus; cytoplasm.